This is a messenger RNA of Naegleria fowleri, 534 nucleotides long. RefSeq lists its product as uncharacterized. Bases 1 to 534 code for a protein of 177 amino acids. The record is from RefSeq and is a predicted model, not a curated record. The transcript has a single exon. Gene Ontology annotation, cellular component: membrane. Lineage: Eukaryota; Heterolobosea; Eutetramitea; Acrasida; Naegleriidae.
AUGACAUCACACUCUUGGGUGGCACGAUUCAAGUUAUUAGUAGUGAUUUCAGUGCUCUUGUUCGCUGUGAGUAGCUGCUGUCUGGUGGCUUCGGAACAACAGACUUUAGUUCCAAACCCACAACAACCACAACAACCACAUACAGAUCAUAAACCAACUUCAACAACACCAAAAGAAAUUUGCGAAACUGUUUCCGAAUGUUUACCGUGUUCCGAAGAAGAUUUGAAAUCUCCUCAUCGAUAUUGUGAAGCUACUAAAUAUUAUCAUGUGGUUGAGUGCAGAACAGAGCAUGCCGGAGAUUCAAAAGAAGUUAAAAAGACCACCACACGAGAGAGCUGCAGACCUGAUAUUAUUUAUACACCAUACACGGUGCAAAAUUUAAUUCUUUUUGAAUGUUCCUUGUUGGUUAUUAUUGUGUUGAGUGGUAUUUUGUUUUAUAGGAGGACAAAGAAGUUAUCGGAAGAACAAAACGAGAGAUAUCGAAGAUUGGUUCAAUCAAGCUCAUUAUCUUCAUCAACAGCUAGUAGUCGCUAG